AAAACGUGUUCUUUAGCAAGUUUUCUUUUGGUUGAGAUUUGAAACAAGUUUCAGCUGAGAAAAAGUUUUGAGAAAAAAAUUAAUCGAAUCAAAUGACAAACAUGAUGUCAAGAAACUUCACUUCCAUUUCUUUCAUCGAUGUCGAUAUGUCAACUGGAAUCACGCUGGGGGAGGGGGUUCGAUCCCCCGAGGAUUCAUUUCUUUUCAAACGAUUCGGAGCCGUGCUGAGCAGUAUCAUCACUCUCGGAUUGUUCGGAAAUUUGCUCACUAUUGUAAUUCUAUCAAAUGGACGAACUCACAAAUCGCACAAUUCGCUGACGAUGGGUCUGGCAUACUCUGACCUGAUGAUGGUGCUGGGGUCCCAACUACCCUCCUGCAUAUCUGCAUUCAGAUCCAAGUGGUCCUUCUUCGGAAAAUAUGGCUGCACCGUUUCAGCUGCAUUCGGGGCUUUCAGUGGCUUCAGCUCCAUUCUCAUCAUGUGUUUCAUAGCAUAUAACAGAUACGUGAGUGUGUACUAUCCCCUGGACUCUAUGGUGAACAGAUACAGUAAAACUAGAACUGCAAAGAUGCUGGGGGCUUCCUGGGUUAUAGCAGCAGUUCUGGCGGCACUUCCAUUCACUUAUAAUGGAUACACGCCGACAGCCCUGCCAUUCUGUUGUGUACUGGGUUUUGCCAACCUCAACUGGAUUUCUGCUGCAGUUCUGGGCAACAUGUAUGUUUUUGGAUUCCUGGGUCCCCUUUCUUCGAUCUGCUGGCUCUAUGUGAAGAUAUUCCGAAAGAUAACUCAGACUACUAAUGAACUGAGAAGGUCUAAAAACCACAGAAACAAGAGGAAAACCGAAAUUCGUACUGCAAUCACAUCUCUCCUGUGUGUGGUCGUAUUUGUCGUGUGCUGGAUGCCCUAUGCAGUUGUCAUGGUAAUCGGACAUCUGCCAAUCAAAAGACUGUCCACUGACUUCGAGCCAGUGACAAUUGCAAUCGCAGCUGUGUUCGCUAAAGUAUCAGCUGCAUGCAAUCCUUUCAUAUACGGGUCUCUGCAUGUUAAAAAAUGGUCGGACUACAAAAAGUCCCUACGAUCCCAUUCAUCAUCUAUGCUGCGAAGCAGUCAUCAUCGCAGCAGUGGGAGGGGAUUCGCUUCCCGAGACAACGGGAGAAGACGAUCGACCAGGCCGGGGCUGAAUCUUGGCGCAAUGCAUCAUCAAGGAGCGAUGGUGAAGAAUUGAAAAACAGAAGACAUAAUUAUUAUUGAUACAUAGUGCGAGUCAAUUUUAUCAAAAACUUUCAAAAACUUUAAGCUUACGUCAAUAUGACAAAAAAAAAUCUGCGUACGAAAACAAAUCAGGGGCUGUUUUGCGCGAAGUUUUCUGCGCCCCUUUACU
Molecule: messenger RNA, 1379 nt
Organism: Symsagittifera roscoffensis
Lineage: Eukaryota; Metazoa; Xenacoelomorpha; Acoela; Convolutidae
Product: melanopsin-like
Exons: 7
Coding region: 93-1223 (376 amino acids)
Biological process (GO): phototransduction; cellular response to light stimulus; G protein-coupled receptor signaling pathway
Cellular component (GO): plasma membrane
Molecular function (GO): G protein-coupled photoreceptor activity
Source: RefSeq, a predicted model, not a curated record